This is a messenger RNA of Tigriopus californicus, 933 nucleotides long. Its product is annotated as NKAP family protein CG6066-like. Gene Ontology annotation, cellular component: nucleus. Gene Ontology annotation, biological process: regulation of gene expression. NCBI's taxonomy places the organism in Eukaryota, Metazoa, Arthropoda, Copepoda, Harpacticoida, Harpacticidae. Gene Ontology annotation, molecular function: chromatin binding. The record is from RefSeq and is a predicted model, not a curated record.
GGGUGGAGGGAAUAAAUUGAGCGAUGAGUUCCUGGCCCAUCGGAGAACGCAACGCGAGGAAAUUGGUGAGCGAGGUGCGAAUGAGGUUUGGGGCCGAUCUCCGGAUUCGCGCCCAUCGCUUCAAGACUCGACCGAGAGUGAGGAUGAAGAAACCAGGAACACCCAGAAGGACAAAGGAUCAAGACAAAAGAAACAGAAGAAAGAGAAGAAGCAUAAAAAGAAAUCCUCAAAAAAGAGUAAGAAACAUUCCAAAAAGAGCAAGAAGUCAAAGAAAAAGAGCAAGAAACGCAAAGUGGUAUCUUCAUCCUCAUCCUCAAGUGAAAGUGAAAGUGGCUCGGCGAGUGAAGAAGAAUGGGUGGAGCAAGAACUGGUUCCACGGGUGGGAAACAGAAAUAUCCAAGGGGACCCCGAUGAAGAGGAUAGCGACUUAAUUGGACCUCAACUCCCUUCGAAAGUUCAACUCACGCACAAGGAGAUGGGGACAGCACUCUUACCUGGUGAAGGAUCGGCUAUGGCGGCCUAUGUGGCCGAUGGAAAGCGUAUCCCUCGUCGUGGUGAGAUUGGACUGAGCUCCAAUGAGAUCACGAGGUACGAAGAAGACGGGUGGGUCAUGUCCGGAUCGCGGCAUCGGCGUAUGGAGGCGGUUCGCCUGCGGAAAGAGAAUCAAAUCUAUUCCGCCGAGGAGAAGCGAGCCUUGGCCAUGUUCUCCAAAGAGGAGCGACAGAAACGCGAGAACAAGAUUUUAGGAGAGUUCCGCGAACUCGUCACUGAAAAACUCAAAUCCACGAAAUAAACUUGUCCUUCCGAUUAACGUCGAUAUAAUCCAUCUGUUGAUACACUCCUAUUCCAGACCAUGAUGCGUCAUACUUUAGGUCGGCUCCACCAAUCUGUCAAGGUGUUAUUGGUCAGGCAAUCUUCCAGUUUCACUCUAAC